Neltuma alba is the source of this 1530-nucleotide messenger RNA. RefSeq lists its product as uncharacterized. Bases 1 to 1530 code for a protein of 509 amino acids. The transcript has 3 exons. Lineage: Eukaryota; Viridiplantae; Streptophyta; Magnoliopsida; Fabales; Fabaceae. The record is from RefSeq and is a predicted model, not a curated record.
AUGGCUGAUGACAUAAUGUGCGAGUUUGAGAGGCACAAAACUGCACAAGCUAUGUGGAUAGCGUUGAAGGACAAGUUUGGUGGUACUUCUACCAUGUCUUUUGAUAAGAAGACUCUAAUAGAUCUUGUUGAUGAUGAGGAACUUGCAAAUCUUUUUCAAUAUAAUGAGAGGAGUAGCCAUGUCUAUAUAGCAUGUAAAAGGAAUGGCAAUGUAGAAGAAGCAAGUGGUGAUCCACAAAUCAUGCAUACAAGCGUGAGGCAGCCAGAACAAAGCUCUUUUUCUCCAAGAAAUUUCAAUUAUGAACCUGAACUUGCAUCUCAUCAAAAUGGUGUUACUUAUGAAAGCUGUGGGGGACCUAGCAGCACACCAUGUGGAGUACAAAGUGCACUCACACCUUUUCCUGAGUUGAACUCAUUGAAAUGGAAAGAGAUAUUUUCAGGAUUAUCACAAAUCUUUCCAAACACUGAUGCUUUCAAACGGCUGCUACACAAAUAUAGUAUUGCUAACAAGUUUCAAUACAAGUUUGUGAGGAAUAGCAAAGAAAGAAUGUCUGUGAAAUGUAAAAUUGAAGGAUGUCCUUGGAAGAUAACUGCAAAUGCAGUAGGGAAGAAUACCCCUUUCCUUCGUGUGAUGCGAUUCAAUAAUGAGCAUGUUCACCAUGCACAAGAUUGUCUUCAAGUAAACCAUGGGGGAAGAGCUGCUCUAACAUCAUCUAUUAUUAUUGAAGAUGUAAGAUCACACAUAGAUAAGCGCCCUAGUGAAAUUAUGAAGACAUUACAGAGAGAAUAUAGAGUAAAUUUGACAUAUAAACAAGCAUAUGCUGCUAAAUUAAAAGCAAUGGAGGAUAUUCAAGGCAGACCAGAUCAAUCUCAUAUGCUUAUACCAUGGAUAUGUCAACGACUGAAGGAAAGUGAUUCGACAACAGUUGCUGAAUGGGAAGCUUCAAACAAUUACAUAUUUGAGCGUGUUUUUAUAACAUAUGGUUGUUGUAUUGAGGGGUUCUUGGUUGGGGCAAGACAUAUAUUAUAUAUGGAUGGUACUCAUUUAAGUGGCUCAUAUAAGGGCACCUUGUUGUCAACCUCCACAUAUGAUGUAGACAAUGAGUUACUACUAUUUGCAAUUGCUAUUGUGAAUGGGGAGACAUUAGAGGAUUGGACAUGGUUUUUAUCCAAGAUUAGACAGAUAACAGGGUCAAUUAAGCUGACUAUAGUUUCAGACCGUCAUAAUGCCAUAAUAAGAGCUGUACAAGUAAUAUUUGGUAGUGAUAGACAUGCAUUUUGCUAUCGCCAUGUGAAGGAAAACCUUAGUUCAGAAUGGAUGAAAAUAAAUAGAGGAAGGGGAAGGACAAGUGCUAAGAGUAAGGUUUAUGCACUAAAGUUGCUUGAUGAUAUUGCUUAUACAAGACUUGAAACUGAGUUUGAUAAGACAAUAGGACAUAUGAGGGAUAUGUUUCAAGAGUUAUUUGAAUGGCUUGUGAAUCAUGGUGAUAUUGAUAGGUGGGCUUUAAGUCAAUUUCCAUUUAAACGAUAG